Messenger RNA from Eucalyptus grandis, 1461 nucleotides. Its product is annotated as UDP-glycosyltransferase 91C1. The coding region runs from base 1 to 1461 and encodes 486 amino acids. Gene Ontology annotation, molecular function: UDP-glycosyltransferase activity. The record is from RefSeq and is a predicted model, not a curated record. The transcript has a single exon. NCBI's taxonomy places the organism in Eukaryota, Viridiplantae, Streptophyta, Magnoliopsida, Myrtales, Myrtaceae.
AUGAUUAACAACGUCUUUGCAUUAGCAGAGAAGAUCCAAAAGGCUUCCAAACAAUAUGAAAUAAUGAUGUUCCCAUGGUUGGCAUUUGGCCACAUCCUUCCAUAUUUCGAAUUGGCCAAAAGAUUGGCUUCAAAGGGGAUCCAUAUUUCCUUCAUCUCUACUCCCAGAAAUAUACAGAGAUUGCCUCCAGUUCCCGAUAACUUAAUUGAAAACAUAAAGCUUGUCCAGAUCCCACUGACGUCAGUCGAUGGCCUGCCCGAGAAUUCUGAGGCUACUAUAGACUUGCCAUUAGAGUGCACUGAGUAUCUUAGGAAGGCCUGCGACGGGUUACGCGAGGCACUAGAGCAGCUCUUGUGCAAGAUUUCACCCGACUUAAUCCUAUUUGAUUUUGUUCAGUGCUGGAUCCCACAAAUAGCCGCCAAAUUCAGCGUGCCUUCUGGAUAUUUUAGUGCGUAUGCUGCUUGUACACUUGCAUUUUUAGGGCCACCAGCAGAGCUCGAGUCAUUUGGCCGGGGAAAGAAGCCAGAAGAUUUUGCAGUAACUCCAGACUGGUUUCCUCUAACUUCACUAGUGUCUCAAGGUCCUCACCUGGCACAAAAGAUGUUCAAGAAUUUAUACUUCCCUGAUAAAUCCAGCUUAUCAUGCAGCCAAAGGUGGGCAGCAACUCUACAUGGUUGCGAAUUUGUUGCUGUGAGAAGCUGCUCAGAAUUUGAAGGUGAAUAUCUAAACCUUCUUAGAGGACUCUACCGGAAACCUGUACUGCCAGUAGGUUUAUUGCCUCCAUUGUCCAAGAACAAAGCAUGUGAUCAGGCUACCGGCUCAAAUUGGUCACAUAUCUCCAAAUGGUUGGACAAACAAGCUAGAAAGUCUGUACUGUUCGUCGGAUUCGGAACAGAAUACAAAAUGCCUCUGGAGGAAAUCCACGAGUUGGCAUAUGGGCUCGAGCUCUCUGAGAUGCCUUUCUUCUGGAUCCUCAGGAAGCCCGGAGGACUAGAAUUUGAUAGCUCUGAACUGCUUCCUGAUGGGUUUCUGGAGAGAACCUCAGAACGGAGUAUGGUUUCAAUAGGGUGGGCUCCGCAAUUGGCAAUACUUGGUCAUCCUGCUAUCGGAGGGUGUCUGUACCAUUCUGGGUGGAGUUCUAUCAUUGAGUCGCUUGGAUUUGGCCAUCCACAGAUUACGAUGCCCAUGGUAGAUGACCAGGGCCUUAACGCAAAGCUGUUAGUGGAAAAAGGUGUCGGGUUCGAGGUGCCCAGAAAUGAAGAUGGAUCAUUUCACAGAGACGCAGUUGCCAAGUCCAUCAGACUUGUGAUGCUGGAAGAUCAGGGAGAAGGAUUGAGAGUGAAGGCAGCCCAUAUACAGAAGAUUUUCGCCGAUCAGGAUCUUCACGACAGUUACAUCAACGACUUUGUAGAGUUCCUGUAUAGCCGCAGAAAAGGAUCAUCAGAUACCCACGAUAGCUAA